Drosophila obscura is the source of this 381-nucleotide messenger RNA. Its product is annotated as alanine and glycine-rich protein-like. The record is from RefSeq and is a predicted model, not a curated record. The transcript is spliced from 2 exons. The coding region runs from base 1 to 381 and encodes 126 amino acids. NCBI's taxonomy places the organism in Eukaryota, Metazoa, Arthropoda, Insecta, Diptera, Drosophilidae.
AUGCCAUCGCCAGUGCCACAGGCAUUGGCGGCGGCACUGCAGCAACAGGCCAGCACCAGCAGCGGCAACGGGGGCGGCGGCGUAUCCAGUUUGAUGAGCGGCUUUGGCAGCGCCAGCAGCAACAGCAACCUCAAUGGCUCGCAUGUCUCGAGCAGCGGUGGAGCUGGGGGUGCGACCAGUGUAAGCAAUAAUCUGAAUAUAGCCACGGCCACCUUGACGGCGGCCCCGGCCCAUGCCAGUGCCGGGUUCGGGGCCAUUGGGAGUCUCAGUGUGGCUGGCAUGGGCGUGGGCGUCGGGGUGGGUGGCGGCAGCUCGACGCUCAAUUCCCUGGUCGUGGGCAACCGCCUGAUGAAUAGCAGCCUGCCGACGCUGCUCAAAUGA